GCCGGAAGUAGCGUUAGCAGACUUUAUUACAGUUGAUAAUUUGCAUAGGAAAACCGUUUAAAUUGAUAGUGUGAUGAAUGUAGUGGUGCAUUUUUGCACAUAAGCUGUUGAUGGCGCUAAUGCUACAUUAAAUUGAUUUUCUAUCCGGCCGAUGAAAACCACGGGAGGAGAGCGGUCACGAGCCGAAAGUAGUCCCAGCCCAACCCCCAGCGUUAGCAUUAGCGUCCGUCGCCAUUUUCUAGUCUCACGAUCGUGAAAGCUGAAAGAAUCCCCAGGAGUCAAGUGUAAAAAGCCACAAUGGUAAAAAUAUUCGUGGGGAACCUGUCGCCCGAGACCACAUCGGACGAACUGCGAGCACUCUUCUCGCAGUACGGAAAGAUAGCAGAAUGCUCCAUUCUGAAGAGUUUUGGCUUUGUGCACAUGGACAGCAAGGCAGAGGCAGAGGAAGCCAUCCGCAACCUCCACCAGUACCAGCUGAAUGGCCAGGCCAUGAACGUGGAGCUUAGCCGCGGCAAGACGCGUGGCUCCACCAAGCUCCACGUGGGCAACAUCGCCUGCACCAACCAGGAGCUUCGGGCCAAGUUUGAAGAGUACGGCGUGGUGGUGGAGUGUGACAUAGUGAAAAACUAUGCCUUUGUUCACAUGGAACGCAUGGAGGAUGCCAUGGAGGCCAUUAAUCAAUUAGACAACACAGCUUUCAAAGCCGGUGGACGGGACCAGCCCAAAAUGGCCACGGGCGCAAACGCAACUCCUUUGGGAAAGUUGCACCCCAGCAUCGGCGCUAAACGAGGCUUCGACGCGGGGCCCGGCGCCGGCAACGGCAUGAUGCCUAGCACGGCGUCUGCCGCGUCCUUUGCGACCUUACAAGGAUUCCAAGCUCCGAUGCCAUCAUCGACGGCUUUUGCGCAGACGCACCAGUUUAGCGCGCCGGCUGUGUUUUCGCCGCAGCCUCAACAGCAGCAGCCCGGCGGACAAGAUUUCAGCCAGAAGAAACUAAGGAAGAAAAGCCGUUGGAGUAGUGAGACACCCGAUCAGAAAACUGUCAUACCGGGUAUGCCCACUGUCAUCCCCCCUGGUCUGACCCGGGACCAAGAGAGAGCCUAUAUAGUCCAACUGCAGAUCGAAGACCUGACACGUAAACUGCGUACAGGAGACCUGGGAAUCCCUGUUAACCCUGAGGACAGGUCUCCCUCGCCGGAGCCCAUCUACAACAGCGAGGGCAAGAGGCUGAACACGCGCGAGUAUCGCACGCGCAAGAAGAUCGAGGAGGAGAGACACGCCCUCAUCACCGAAAUGGUCGGACUCAACCCCGAGUUCAAACCGCCUGCGGAUUAUAAACCACCAGCCACCAGAGUGAACGACAAAGUGAUGAUUCCACAAGACGAAUACCCCGAGAUCAACUUUGUUGGUCUGCUUAUUGGACCACGCGGUAACACCUUGAAGAACAUUGAGAAAGAAUGCUGUGCCAAAAUCAUGAUCCGAGGCAAAGGCUCGGUGAAGGAGGGCAAGGUGGGCAGGAAGGACGGCCAGAUGCUUCCCGGCGAGGACGAGCCUCUGCACGCUCUGGUCACGGCCAACACCAUGGAGAAUGUCAAGAAAGCCGUGGACCAGAUCCGCAAUAUCCUGAAGCAAGGCAUCGAGACGCCCGAGGACCAGAACGACUUGCGCAAGAUGCAGCUGAGAGAGCUCGCCAGGCUCAACGGCACGCUGAGGGAAGACGACAACAGGAUCCUGCGUCCUUGGCAGAACACGGAACCCCGCAGCAUCACCAACACUACCCUGUGUACCAAGUGCGGCGGAGCGGGCCACAUCUCCUCUGACUGCAAGUACACCAGUACCUUCGCUGCCCAAAGAGCGGCGGGUGGCGAGCCUCCCCAGUCGGCACAGGACAAGGCUCGUAUGGACAAGGAGUACCUGUCGCUCAUGGCCGAGCUGGGGGAAGCCCCGCUGCCGUCGUCCGGCGGGGGGCACUCCGGCGGGCAAGGAGGACCCCCUCGGCAUUCUGCGCCCAACAGCAGCCAGGGACCGCCGAGCCGGCCUCCCUGGGUGGGCUCCAGCUCCAACGACAACAGGAACUACCACAGCAUGCACGGAGGAGGCCCUCAACACUACCCUCCUCCAAUGUCCAGCAUGGGCAUGCCCCCCAACCCAAACGGCAUGCCUCCCCCGUGGAUGCAACCUCCCCCUCCGCCCAUGGGCCAUGGCCCAGGACCCCACGGACACCACAUGGGCAUGAUGCCACCCCCGAUGGGCAUGAUGCCACCUCCGCCACCUCCUCCCAACAAUCAGCCGCCGCCGCCCCCUUCCGGUCCUUUGCCGCCGUGGCAACAGCAAGCUCCUCCGCCACCUCCGACAAGCAGCAUGGCGACAAGCACGCCGAUGCCGUGGCAACAGAAUACCCCCACCACAUCCAGCCCAGGCACAGGCUCUCUCCCUCCAUGGCAACAGCAACAGCAGGCCUCGGCACCCCAGCCCCCACCUCCGAUGGGCGCCUCCAUGGUACCGCCGCCCCCGGGAGUCCAGCCGCCCCCGGGAGUCCAGCCGCCCCCGGGAGUCCAGCCGCCUCUGCCCCCCGGUGCCCCCCCUCCUCCGCCGCCGCCACCCCCUGGCUCGGCCAGCAUGAUGUACGCCCCGCCGCCUCCCCCGCCGCCAAUGGACCCUUCCAACUUUGUCAUGAUGGGCAUGGGGGUACCCGGCAUGCCGCCGUUUGGUAUGCCGCCGGCACCGCCGCCUCCCCCGCCCCAAAAUUAAAAACCCAAUGUGAAGAGAAGCGCCCACGUCACAUCCGAAAGACUGAGGUCAUAUCUAUAUCCAGUGAUUUUUUUUAUUUUAUUUUAUUUUUUGGGUAUGACACCAGGCAGUCAGACAAAUACUUGGAACAUUUCAGUCAGUUUGAAAUCCAAAGUUUGAAACGAAUAGCGGGCCAUUCGGUAGGAUUGACAGAUGCCCGGUGGGAUGCAAUGCGGUCGUCGACGAGCACGCAUUUCUAGUUUUGUACGGGUCCUCUAUUGUCAACGUGCGUUUAUGACAGAUAGGAUGUUAGUUCGCUUUGUCGAAAUGAAAGAGUUGUUCUCUUUUUAAAGCUUGUAUGAAUGCAAAAAGCUCCAUCUCUGUGUGUGUCUGUAAACACUCGUUCUCAGGCCUCAGUUCUGCAGUAAUAUGCAGUUUUUUGUUUGUCUACUGAAUAAAAACCUCAAAGGUUGACUUUGAUGACUCGCGCGUUUCGUUUCAAGAGUUGAUUAUGUUUGGAGCGGAACAAGUCCUUGGCAAAGAGUAAUAUUUUUGUAAUAAGAUGUGAUGUGUUUUAGUUUUUGAAGAUUUGUCUGCAUGUUUUUCAGUUGUGGCAUUUGAGUUUCAACAGGGGUGAAAAUUGGCCUCCAAAUCCCUCCUGGACUAUUUGAAUGUCGAGAGUCAGACUUGAUUUUUUUUUUUCUUAAGACUCUUCACCAGUACACCAUAAAAUAAAGCUCUACGGUUUAUCUUGCUUCUGCAAGGCCAAACAAACCAAGUAAUUGUAGUUCCAAUGUUCUUCCGUCACUUGUUUAAAUUAACUUGCUUGUUUAGAAAUAAACUGAUUCAUUGGACUGAG
Syngnathus acus (greater pipefish) is the source of this 3589-nucleotide messenger RNA. It is a transcript of the gene sf1, whose product is annotated as splicing factor 1. NCBI's taxonomy places the organism in Eukaryota, Metazoa, Chordata, Actinopteri, Syngnathiformes, Syngnathidae. The transcript is spliced from 14 exons. Gene Ontology annotation, molecular function: mRNA binding; zinc ion binding. Gene Ontology annotation, cellular component: cytosol; nucleus. The record is from RefSeq and is a predicted model, not a curated record. Gene Ontology annotation, biological process: regulation of mRNA splicing, via spliceosome. Bases 298 to 2751 code for a protein of 817 amino acids.